Molecule: messenger RNA, 1465 nt
Organism: Chilo suppressalis (striped riceborer)
Lineage: Eukaryota; Metazoa; Arthropoda; Insecta; Lepidoptera; Crambidae
Source: the annotation of a GenBank genome assembly
UUUGUUUCAGGAACGGCGACCCCUGCCCCAGGGGGCUUGCGGCGAGCAAUGGCGCGGAGUAGGGGCGCAGUCUGCCUCUUUACAGUUCAUUUUCUCUCCUGCAUUAUUGUGUGUCGCCAAGACAGUGGCAACAGCCGAUCCAGAGAUCAAAGCACCGUAUCGGAAUCUUCGAGGAGGUUUCGCACAGAGUUCCUGGAAGACUGGCCCCACACCCCAGGGGCGCCUUAUUUCGACCCAAGCACACCGGACAACGUGACAGGCCUCGUGGGGCACCCGGUCACGCUCCUUUGUAAAGUUAAAAAUUUACAGAACAGAACGGUGUCUUGGGUGCGGCACCGGGACAUCCACCUGCUUACGGUGGGCCGAUAUACGUACACGUCGGACCAGAGGUUUGAAGCUCAGCACAAGCCCCGCUCCGAGGAGUGGGCGUUGCGCAUUCGCAGCCCUCAGCGCCGCGACUCGGGCCAGUACGAGUGCCAGAUAUCCACCACGCCGCCUGUGGGACACGCUGUCUUUCUCAACAUAGUUGAACCGGAGACAGAGAUAAUGGGUGGUCCUGACUUAUUCAUCUACGCUGGCUCUACAAUCAACCUGACAUGCAUCGUACGGCACACGCCAGAGCCACCUAGUACAAUUAAUUGGACGCACAGAGGCAAGACAAUAAACUUCGACUCUACGCGCGGCGGGAUAUCCUUGGUGACUGAGAAGGGUAUCCACAGCAGUAGCAGGCUUCUGGUGCAAUCGGCGCGGACUGCGGAUGCGGGCGCAUACCAAUGCGUACCGGACAAUGCGCAGUUGGCGUCUGCGCGCGUCCAUGUUCUUACGGGUGAAACUCCAGCAGCAAUGCAAGGCAGCGGUCAGUGGGCCAGCUGCUUCAGCUUAGCCACCUUAUUAUUACUGGCCAGUGCUAUUAUUUAAAAAUAAAAGUGAAUGAGAACUUUUUUUAAAAGAUGUAGUGAAAAGAAAAACUGUAAAAUGGCAUAAAAACUUCAUGAUACGACCAGUGUUGUCAUCCAUAUGUGUAAAUAAGAAUAGAUUCAAUUAAAACUAACGUGUGAGAUUCCGAAAAGUCUAUAAAGUGGUUAUAAUGUUUGUUGCGUUUGUAUGGGAAAGAUGUUUGACAUCGAAAAGACGCGUCUGUGCCAACGCGUAGUAUAUCCUGACCAGGGUAAAGUAUUGUUAAGGUCUAAUUGCAUUAUAGUGAAUUAAAGAAAUGAAAAUCCGUAUAGAUAGGGUUGUUUUAUUUGAUAUUAUUCAAUUAUUUAUUGCUUCUAUACAACAGAACUGCGACUUAAAAAAAUACAUAAUUACAAGUUUUAUUGUUACAAAGCUUGCAUCAAAUUAAAUUGUUGAUAUUUUAGUCCUUCACUCUUUAUCAAUCUUCAUAGCAUUAUACUUCCUUUAAACAGUAUUUUAUUAUUAUGUAUGGUAAGUACGAAUCCCUACAGCAAGUCUCGUGUUUCAC